CUUCCGGGUGGCGUUUCUUAGUGGCGCGCUGUUGAAGCUGAGCGGUCGCCAUGGAGCUUUCGGGGGAGUAUAUCGGUUAUGACGGGGAGCCGCAGCGGCUACAAGUGUCCUGUGAGGCAUCGGGCGACGAGGACCCUCUCCAGAGCCUGUCGGCGGGCGUGGUCCGGAUGAAGGAGUUGGUAGCGGAGUUCUUCGGGACCCUAGUGGAGAAGGACGCGCAGGGCGUGGCGGAAGAUCCGGACGACGAUUUGGAGGGUGAUGAUGAAGAUGAUGCAGAAGAUGACAAUAACACUGGUAGAACUAACUCAGAUGGACCAUCUGCAAAACGACCAAAACCAGCGUCUUAACAAUAGUUUUUAGGAAAUUAAGACGGCUACUAGGUUGAAUGAGAUGAUGUAUACUUGUAAUCCCAAUUAAUUCAAAGGCUGAGGCAGGAGAAUUGAAAGUUGGAGGCCAACUUGUGUGCUACAUGUCAAGACCUUGCCUCAAAAAAAAAAAAACAAGUUAGCAGAGCUGCUGUUUGAUGACCUGCGGGAACCCACAGAAGACCUGUGUUCUAGCUGGGACUCAGUUCUUGUCUUUCAUUGAACAAGUAUGGCACAGAGGACACUUCCUUGUUUCUAACAAAGAAAAGUACAACAAAUGUUUCGGAAUGAACUCUUGUUUUCCAUCCUAAAAUAAAAUGGAACCAUUUAUAAAGUGGAUGAAAUCUAAAUUGGCAGAUUAAUUUUUUUGUUUUUCUCUUUUAAAGUGAUCAUUGAAUCAAAUGGUAUGUCUACAUCUUUCAGUGUUUAUAAAAGCUGCUUGCCAGAGUUCAUAGGCAAUUCAUAUUUGAAAGAGUUAAGAGAAAUAUGCUUUGUAUGUGUAUAUAUACAUCUGUACAAGUAUAGAUGUGAGGCCCUAGUCAAUAAAAUACAUUGAUGGUAACUUA
Messenger RNA from Grammomys surdaster, 931 nucleotides. It is a transcript of the gene Gon7, whose product is annotated as GON7 subunit of KEOPS complex. The record is from RefSeq and is a predicted model, not a curated record. Gene Ontology annotation, cellular component: EKC/KEOPS complex. The coding region runs from base 51 to 347 and encodes 98 amino acids. The transcript has 2 exons. NCBI's taxonomy places the organism in Eukaryota, Metazoa, Chordata, Mammalia, Rodentia, Muridae.